AUGCUUUUCAAGGAUUUUGUGUACUUGGUGUUCGUUGCAGCGCAUCUGAUGUUGAAGAUGACAGACGCUGGAUUGCGAGAGAUCUUAGGCUUGUUAAUCUUCCUCGCGGUGUCUAGCAUUCUCUUCAUAUUGGUUAGACUAGUUAUUGCCGCCUUAUGGAGACAGCACUUGAUUGUGCACAACCCUCAUGUGAGACCAGAUUUCCUAGGCAGGCCUCUUUUGUUUCCAGCCAAGCUGUCUCAUGCACGCAGGUUUCCUGCAACUGAACGAUACAACUACUGGUAUGACUAUUUCAUGAUAGGUAUUCCAGUGGGAUUUCGCGGUCGAAUUGGAAAUCUCAUCUCUAUUGACAAUCAGCCCACGUCGGAGAGCUUUCUGGAGAAAUGCUGGUUUACCAUCGACCCGGCUUACUAUCUUGAACCUGGGAGCGGUGACCGAACGCUUGAAGAGAAGUUGCAUAUCUUCCUGCAUAAUCUAGGCGAGAACCCUCAGGAAUUCCCAUACGCUUACAUGAUCAGCGUCCCGCGAUUUUUAUGGUGGCAGAAAAGUGCAAUCAGUUACUGGUACCUCUAUUCACCAACGCGCGAGUUAACUGCAAUGAUUAUGGAGAUCAACAACUCUUUUUACGAGAAGAGGAACAUUUUUUUCCGCUUGACUGAAGACGGCAUGCCUGUUGAUGAGACGCCACAUCCUCCAUCGACGAUUAUAGCUUCGGCCAAGGGGACCGGCGAGUCGGUAUCUCUCUGCUCUCUCUCCCCUGCUUCGAAGAGAAAAUACUACAAAGGGUAUUGGGAUAAAGUAAUCUUUGGUUCUCCUUUCGAAAAGGUUGGAGGAUACAUGCUUGCAAAGACUGUGGACAUUCUCAGAGGGCCAUACCUCCAGUCCACCUUGAGCUCCAACAACCCAGAUGGGCAGGUGAAAGUCACAAGUCGUCUCGCAUCUUGGGGUGCUCCCGUCGACCCCUUGGAGGCCAGUGGUUGGGAUAUUGCUCGUUUCAUUGCUCGUUGGACGCAUGUUGGAGCGUUAUCUGCGCCUCGCAUUGUCAAAGAAGCUUUGCGGGUCCGCUUUCGUGGCAAUCUGAAAUAUCUACAGAGACCUGAGGUCCACCCUGGGACGAAUCCACGAAAGGAAACCGAUGUUGAGAGAUCUUUGGAAUUAUUCUUUCGAGAAUACCUUUCUCAACUCGCAGCUCAUUGUAGAUUCCCAUUGUGCAUUGAGUACAUCCCCCAAAGAUCGAUAAACUUCGAUCGCCUUACGUUCAACUCUCCUAUUCCUCCCACAUCCCACCCUAGACCCGUCCUGAAAAUCGAGACCUUGACUCCACGGUUCUAUACCUCAUUUACAGAUUACCCAGACGCCAAAACCGCCUUUGAUAGAGAAAUAGCAGUGCGUCCCACAAGCUCGGACCCAAAUUCCCGCUACCUCAGCGUAUCCGAUCGCUCCCUCCUGGAGAAACUUCUUGCUUCUUCAGGCUCCUCCAUAGCGGCGAGCUUUAAUAAAGCCAGCAAGCCCAUAUCAACCCACCAUACAGACAAAGAUGGGAUAGCAACAGUGCUUCUCAGGUUCAUUAUCUCGAAACUGCGCAGCUCUCAUCAGGAAACACUCAUCGAUCGAUUCGUCUUUCACGAUCAUGGUCGGUUUUCACCCUCCCAGCAAUGGACUUACCUGGUUAGUGUUCUGCAUUAUCAAUUGUCGCUUCGCCUUCCCAUCGAGUCCCAAGCCAUUGUAAUGCUGGGUUACAUCUCUGCCCGUGCAAUAAUAGUUGACGGUCUAUUGCAUGCUUUCUACACUCUCUGGGCGCGGGAAGGCCUCGCAAACUGGGUUCGUGAUGAGGCGCGCAUGACUCCUUCUACGGGCGCUUUGGCUUUUGCGGGUUGGGACAUGCUCAACAACUAUAUCGGGCAUUAUUACACCAAUCCAUUCGCAUGGGGGGAGGGUUUGUAA
Molecule: messenger RNA, 1944 nt
Organism: Aspergillus luchuensis
Lineage: Eukaryota; Fungi; Ascomycota; Eurotiomycetes; Eurotiales; Aspergillaceae
Exons: 3
Coding region: 1-1944 (647 amino acids)
Source: RefSeq, a predicted model, not a curated record